CGUGUGAGUGAGUGUGUGUGUGCGUGUGUGUGUGUGUGCGAGCGCGCGGGCGCGUGUGUGUGUAUUCGUUUGUACGAGGAAGAGGGAGAGAGUGUGAGAGUAUCUGUUCGCUUCGCUCUCCAAAAAGGAAAGAAAGGAAAGGGGGAAAAAAACCGCCUGGACGUCUUUUUCAUCCCGAAACAUUUUUUUUUAGGAAUGAACGCCGAGACGUGCGUUUCAUACUGCGAAAUGACAUCCAUGGAUUCGUAUUAUAGCCCAUCCGCACCUCAAGGUAGGGAUCACCAGGCGAACCCUUUCAGGACAUUCCAGGCGAGUGACACCAAAUACAGCCCCGCUUUCCUGACCAACAAAGGUCAGGCGUUCGGGGAAAAAUCAGUGAGCCCGUUCCAGCAGGAAUGCCAGUCAUUGGAUGCCACCGCUGGGGAAGGCACCUUUAACAAAUACCACCUCUUCAUGCAGAGGUCCUCCUGCAAAACUCCCCCAGACGGCAGCAAGCUCCAGCAGGAAAGCGGACACAACGGAGGGCUCGUCGCGUGUUACGGUAAAGACAGCACAGUGCUGACAGAUUCCGAGUUACCCCAAAACAGUGAUCCUGCAGGGAUGGAUGGCAGCUACCUCAGCGUAAAGGAGUCAGGAGUGAAAAGCCCUCAGCAGCCAAACUCAGAGCUGUCUUCUCCUUUAGACAAGGUCGAGGGAGAGAGCAACAAGGGCAAGAAAAGACGCAACCGUACCACCUUCACAAGCUAUCAGUUAGAGGAGCUGGAGAAAGUCUUUCAGAAAACACACUAUCCCGACGUCUACGCCCGGGAACAGCUUGCGCUGAGGACCGACCUGACAGAAGCUCGAGUACAGGUGUGGUUCCAAAACCGCAGAGCCAAGUGGCGGAAGAGAGAGCGUUUCGGACAGAUGCAGCAGGUCCGGACACAUUUUUCCACGGCCUACGAAUUGCCUCUUCUCACUCGGCCUGAGAACUACGCUCAGAUUCAGAACCCUUCUUGGAUAGGCAGCAGCAGUGCGGCAUCUCCGGUGCCCGGCUGCGUUGUACCCUGCGACUCGGUCACUUCUUGCAUGCCGCCUCAUCCACAUGCUGCUAGCGGAGUGUCUGACUUCUUGGGUGUGCCCAGUCCCGGAGGUCACAUGGGACAGACACACAUGGGCAGCUUGUUUGGGAGUCCAGGCAUGAGCACUGGCAUUAAUGGGUAUGAUCUAAACAUGGACCCCGACCGGAAAUCCUCCAGCAUCGCGACCCUGAGAAUGAAAGCUAAAGAACACAGCGCAGCCAUCUCUUGGGCAACAUGACUUCCACAAGAUCAGGACAUUAUCUCCGAGUCCCUCAGCAAAUAAGAGAAGGAGCAGCAAAUGUGAACAUCAGUUAGCCACAAAAGCAUGACCUGGGAACAAGGAGUGCAUGGAUUGACAACAAAAAGAAAAAGUAAGAGAGAUACCAGGAGAUUUAUUUCCAUUUGAAGUCUAGAGAGACAAGAGAAAAUCAGAGAUCAUAAAACUGAGAAUUUUCUGGCUUUGAAACAAGAAAGAAAUACAAGAAAGAUGACAGAAACUUGACAUCUGAAUGCAUACAAGAAUUAAAUGAAAAAGGAAAAAAAUCAAUAGAAAAAAACCCACUGCACUUAUCCGCCACUAGUGUCCCAUUUGUAAACACCCGUAAAUUUAUCUAAACGCAUCUGGCUUCAUUUUCAUCUCGGUAUAAUCAAAACCUGUUAAAUUCUUCUUCUGUCACAGACUCCUUUUCUCCUUUUCUCAAAUAUGCCAUCUCUGCCUAGACAGUUCCAAAGAAAUGACAAUAGAGUUUCUCACAGUAAAAACUUUCCUAUUGUAGGCUUUAUUCAAACAAAUAUGCAGCAGUAAUCUAGGUAAACUAAACUUGCUUUUUAUAUUAACUCAUUGAUCACUACAACUACACUACACCACAACUAGUUUGUUCAAAUAUAAUUGCACUGGUCAUAUAGAAGUCUAUAGACGAUUUGAAACAGGCAAGUACUACCUUUAAUACAUUUGAGCAAAGGUCUAUUUGGAGUUGUGCAUCAGUCCAGAAAAGAAAGGCAUACCUAUCCCACAGGAAACUAGGCACCCAAAGGAUGCUUCCACUUGCCUUGAUUAACUGUAUGCCCCCCACUACCAGUAGUCUCAGGAAAAAAAUAAAAGUGCAAUCGGCUAGUGCAAAUCCAAAGUUAAUCACUGUCUAAUUACAGGUGGUUGUCACUAUCCAUACUGCAAUCUCUCUUUCUCUUCUUUGCAACCACAUUUCAAUUUCUUUUUGGAAGAAAACGUUGUCCUAAAACCUUUUGGCAAAAUUUGACAGCAGCACACUGAGAGAUACAAAUCUUGGAUCCAUCAAACAAACUGUCAAAUUGACUGUCAAACAUAACUAAGAAAUACAAUCUACAUAGAAUGAAGGAUGCAAAAAUAGAUUGAGAAAGUUUUCUUUGUGUUUUGAAUAUCACGAAACACUUGCAUUUUUUUUACCCAGCAAACGUUGGUUCCUUAACUACUCUGCCUUAGUCCCUGCUAUAUAAUAUGUACAGUGUUGGGGCUUUCUGAAAUUUGAGCCAUGCUUUAUUAAUUUUUUGGCAGAAGUCCUCAUUGCACCCUCUCAAAUCUGGGCAUCAUCCAGCAUGGCUCUGAUUGGGUGGAAGCAAUACUGGGCUUCGGCAUGUAAUCACUGACAUUCCCAUGCACCGAGGUGACAGAAAUAUAAAGCAAGCACUAUUGCAAGGUACAACAAGCUUUUUGCUUUUCUAGAGUCAGAUUUAGAUCAGGUAAAACAAAGCUGUUUGAAAUCUGGAGACGAAUCCGAUACAUUCUGCCCUUUGGAGAAGCCAUUUCUAAUUUGUAAAUGAGAAACACAUUUCCUUUCCUCCAUUCUGCUGUGCAGCUUAUCUAGAUCCCUGGAGAUACUUAUACACACACAACCUUUUUUAUUAUAAUACCAGAGCAGUGACUUACCUGGUUUGAGGGGAUUACAACAUGGAAUCAAGUUAUGUAUCAAGUUCUGUUUUAGAAUGACAGAAAACUAGGCUUCCAUUACCUAAAAGUUUUUAAACAAAAACUCAAAUAUAUAAUGCACUGGAUGCAAUAUGAUAUUAAACCUUGUAACAUAACCUCACUGCCAAAAGUUAAUUAGAAAUCACCUGCUUACUGCUGCUCAGUCUUGUGCCACAUGGCCUGGAUAUACGAUAUGUAAAAUGUAGGGGCUUCCUGAAGUUUGAGCCAUGCUUCAUUAAUUUUUUGGCAUAAGUUGUCAUUGCAUCUCAUGACUGAGCAUCUCUUCACUUAACAUAGCAAGGGACCUGUAAAAAAAAAAAAAAAAAAACCCAGUGAUAAUGUUAAUGAGCUUUUCAUUAAGACUAAAACCAUCCAUCCUUCACCAAAUCCAUCUGCCAGAGAAACAGUUCAACCUCCAAUCCUCAUUGAGAGCCUCAAGGAGUCCUGACACUCUCAAUUUGGCCUUUAAGAGGUUGCCGAGAGGGUGAAAUGACUACAGUGUUCCGGUGUUCUGGGAAAGGACAAUCCACACAGCUGUGUGCGGGGUAAAUGCAAAACAAACAUGCCUCGCACAUGCUUCCCCUUCAGCUGUCAUGGCUCUUCUUUCAAAGCCCCAUGCUGAACACGGCCUGGCCUGCUACUCCAGCCAAAGCAUCAGCCCUCAGCGACUCUGAGUCAAUGCACACCCGUGCUCUCAGGCAGACUUUUUAAUUAACACCGAGACAUCUGUGGAGAGGGAUUCUGUGACAGAACAGAGCAGAGUGGGCUCCGUGUUAGCCUAUCUUUAACUAUUGUGGAACCAAGAGGGGCGUCGAUGAAGCUCAGGUCAAAACUAUCAUUAGUUUGUGUAGUAUCAGCACACAUAUACACUUCUGUAGCAUUAAAUGAGCUAAUCUGCAGAUAACAGAACGCAAGUCAUCACAUUUGCUUUCGAUACUCUUGUAUUUCAUUCAAAAGGUAAAUCAGCAGGACGUGUAAAACGGUCAUCAAAACGGUUCUGUAGAGAACAUUGUACAGUACUCAAAGUGUCAGAUAGUACCUUGCAGAUGCCUAUGAGUUACAGAGAUUCUUAAGUCUCUGUCCCAUCUCCUAAAACUUAUACUACUGAAGUAGGCAUAUCCAAGUACUAGAAUAAUAUAAUGCUUUGUUUUGUGUGUGGUCGCAUGUACGGUUUUCUUUGGAUUCCUUUCUUGCAUAAAAUACCCUUGGAGCCUUUCUUUUGUAAAAAACAAAAAAAAAAAAAAAAAAUCAUUAUUAGAAAUAUAUUAUUUUAUGUGUGACUGAGGUUUCUUGCUUUUGUUGUAUUCUGGGUCUGGGGAUAAAAUGCGAUAAAUCUCGGUUUUUGGUAUGCAAAUGAACUUAAAAUAAUUGUGAUGGCUUUAAGCUAAAUGUAUGGCUUUUGAAUCAUUUUUAUUAAUUAUUUACUUUCAGGCUUGUUUAUGUUCUAUAUAUAUUGUGUGAUUUACAACCGUAAGUUAUUGCACUUACAUUUUUGUUUGAAUUGCUUUGAGAACAUCUGAUUCAAGUGGAAUAGCACUAUAAAAUAUGCAUACUCAAUCAACUGUCAAGUACUUUGAGAACAUAAUGGUAAAGUACCGAGGGCUGGCAAACUGUUUAAUAUUCAUGUGCUUUUUCAGAUUGGUUUCAAAUCUAAAAAACAGACUAGAAGGAGUUGUAAAAUUUGUUUAAACUUGGAACCAAAUCCCUUGGAAUUUUUUUUUUCCUGGGACAUUUGACAUUCUCAGAGCCGGAUGUAACAGUCAUCUUACGUGAUUAAAGACAUACUGAAGACAUGAAUUUCCUGUUGGCUAAAGACUGCUUUUAACAAGGCUUUCCAUUAAUGGGUUAAAAAAGCCAACAUUUAAAAGUUUAACCAUUACAGGUGCUGGGUAUUCUACUGUGGAUGUUUCAUUUCAUUUGACAUUUUCUGUGUGCUCAUUUUUGUUUGUUUCUCUAA
Messenger RNA from Puntigrus tetrazona (Sumatra barb), 4960 nucleotides. RefSeq names its product ALX homeobox 4a (gene alx4a). Gene Ontology annotation, molecular function: RNA polymerase II transcription regulatory region sequence-specific DNA binding; DNA-binding transcription activator activity, RNA polymerase II-specific. The record is from RefSeq and is a predicted model, not a curated record. The coding region runs from base 196 to 1299 and encodes 367 amino acids. NCBI's taxonomy places the organism in Eukaryota, Metazoa, Chordata, Actinopteri, Cypriniformes, Cyprinidae. Gene Ontology annotation, biological process: regulation of transcription by RNA polymerase II. The transcript has 4 exons.